CGUCCCGCGGGGGCUGGUGAUAGACGUUCCGCCAAUUCCAAUCGGAGGCUCCCGGUGCCGGGAACAACCAAUCGGGGGCUCCGGUGGGCGGGGCGUCGGGCCACUUAGAUUUGGCGGUUCGACUUCAACAUGGCCGAAGCGAGCAGCGGUGAAACAGAUAACCGCAGUGAGGAAAACGGGCCUGAGGGUUCGUCCCCGAAAUCUUUGUUAUCUGGCACUACCAUUUCGAGGGUGAAGCUCCUCGAUACCAUGGUGGACACCUUCCUCCAGAAGCUGAUCGCUGCCGGGAGCUACCAGAGGUUCACUGACUGUUACAAGCGCUUCUACCAGUUGCAGCCUGAGAUGACACAGCGGAUCUAUGACAAGUUUAUAACUCAGUUGCAGACAUCUAUCUGGGAAGAAAUUUCUGAAAUUAAACAGGAGGGGAACCUGGAAGCAAUCCUGAAUGCCCUGGAUAAAAUUGUGGAGGAAGGCAAAGACUGCAAGGAGCCAGCAUGGCGCCCUAGUGGGAUCCCGGAGGAAGACCUGCGUGGCGCCAUGGCGCCCUACCUCCUGCAGCAGCGGGACGCCUUGCAGCGCCGUGUGCAGAAACAGGAGGCUGAGAACCGGCAGCUGGCGGACGCCGUCCUAGCCGGGCGCAGGCAGGUGGAAGAGCUACAGCUGCAGGUGCAGGCCCGGCAGCAGGCCUGGCAGGCACUACACACAGAGCAGAGGGAGCUGGUGGCCGUGCUGAGGGAGCCGGAGUGAGGAGACGCCGGGCCCAGGAGCCUGUGGCCCUGGAUGACCAGCCUGAGAACAGCUGCAG
Messenger RNA from Loxodonta africana (African savanna elephant), 805 nucleotides. RefSeq names its product polyamine modulated factor 1 (gene PMF1). Gene Ontology annotation, biological process: chromosome segregation. Lineage: Eukaryota; Metazoa; Chordata; Mammalia; Proboscidea; Elephantidae. The record is from RefSeq and is a predicted model, not a curated record. The transcript is spliced from 5 exons. The coding region runs from base 130 to 747 and encodes 205 amino acids. Gene Ontology annotation, cellular component: MIS12/MIND type complex.